AGCAACUAGCAACCAGUCGUAGAUCGACAGACCAGAGCCACGAGACCAUCUUGUGACUGUGUAUAUUUACAACCUCAUCAUACUUCUCUUCCCAUUGAGACUUCCUUUCAGGAAAGGUGUCUUCCCUGUCAAAUCCCCCUUUGACGUCAAGAGACAGCCGCUAGAUCUCCCUCCUGAACUCUUGUAGAACUCGACCACAACAUUAGCCUUUCUUUUUCGAGCGGGUGUGCCGACAAACAUCCAAGACCCAAUUCAAGAAUGUCGCAGUCAAGCAGUUCCCGCGAUACCAUGGGAGAGUCAUCUUCAUCUACUCCCGAGAUUUCUAGCGCUGGCCGCCUGAUAUCCCAUUUUGAGGACAAAGAACGGUCACACGACCCCGAAUCAUUACGGGAGCGAAAACAAGACAGAGAAGAUUAUGAGCUGUCUGAGUUUGACUCUUCUUCCGAGGAAGAGUCCCACAGCUUACUACCAUACCAUCUUCUACCAUUUGGGAAAGGCAAGAAAUCGGGUCAUUGGGCACUGUCCGAGAGGCCCGUCAGGCGCCUCCGCCCAAUGAUUCUGUCAUUCGGCGCCUUCACCAUAAUCGGUAUACUUGUGACCGCGUAUCUGUUUUUGGGUGAAUCCAUACCUUACGAAUCCUUUUCCCCGGCGCCAAAUGCUGCAAAUCUGAGCCUAUCAGACCCCCUAGACAACGAAAGUGCCGAUUCUCAGUCAUGGAAAUUCAUGGCUAAGAGUCUCAAAUCCGAUCCCACGCAUAUUGUGAUUCCCGCUCAUGAAGCGCCGUCGAUUGCAUUACUUGAACCACUGCAUGACCGAUUACCCUAUUCAAUGCUUUCACAAUACUUCUCCUCCGGUCGAUUACCGUCUUCAGUUUCGCCGUCCAAUGUACCUCCGCAACGCCCUCUUGACCUCGUAUAUCUAUUCGUGAAUGCCUCGUCUCCGUAUUGGUUCCGAGAGAUGGAGGCGCGCGCGGUCUUGGAAGAUGUCAAGGUCGGCAAAGGAUCCGGCAGAUCACGUCACUGGAGAGAUAACGGCGAGCUUCGAGCCGCGGUGCGAUCCGGUGUAAAGGCCUUGGGUGACGAAGCUGGUCGGGUACAUGUUGUGACCGCCGACUGGCCAGUACGAGAGGAAGACACUGAGCUUCAAGUGGAAGCUGGGAAAUGGAGAAUAGGGCAAAUUGCGGAAUGGUUGGAUUGGGACAGCCAGAAAAGAGAGGGGAGACUAAAGUGGCACUUUCAUUCCGAAAUCUUCCAACUACCCAAAGACGGAGGAGUUGUGGACCUGGGAAGGUCAGUGCCCAGGAACGAACGGGCGGAGGAUGAGAAAGGUACCCAGACCUGGAAUAAAUGGCAAAGUGAGGAAGCGUGGAGAAACGAGUCCCUUCCUAGUUUCAAUUCGUUUGGCAUCGAGCAGCGUCUGGCAUGGGUCGAAGGCUUGUCUGAGAACUAUGUCUCCUUCAAUGAUGACAUGUUCCUCCUACGACCACUCUCAACUUCUGACUUCCGACAUCCUCUAGCUGGGAACCUCGUCCGUUUUGAUCCCGGGUUACUCGUACCUGAAGUCAUGACUCCGGACCAGCUUUCUGACCCAGGAGAGUGGGGUGCUCUUCAACACGCUAACCAGCUGCUAUCCGCCCGCUUUUCGGCCCACAAGCGCUUCUACAUGCACCAUCUCCCAAAAACCCAAUCAAGAACUAUUUUGCAUGAAGCCAGUAUCAUGUGGUCCCCCCAACUUAGCACAGCGAGCACCAGGGGGUUCAGAGAGAGCAAGCGUGGUGAAGGUGAUGUGGAGAUGGCGUGGUUGAUAACCCAUCUGAGAGUAGAGAGAUGGAGAGAAGCACUUCUUUGGAGUUGGAUUGUAGCAAAGCUGGGCCGCGAGGAGGAUGUUUGGGAAGAAAAUGAAAAGAGAGAGAUGAAAAAGGUCUUGGGAAUGACUUCCAGCCAAGGAGAGGAGAUUGAAAAGGCGGAAAUUACAAGGGGAACUAGAUCAACCUUGAGUGAUCUGGACGCCCUGACGGAGGCUGCUGGUUGGGAAGGACCGAAAGCUACUGAUUAUCAUUUUUCUUCUAUGGAUGGACAUCUCUCAUCAUCGCCCGACGACCCCGCGUCAGGAGCUCAAUGCACCUUCCAUUUCAGCACCUGUCUACCUGCCAACUUUUUCGACUCAUCGACUUCUUUCUCAGCUUCCAGUAUGUUCACGCGUCUUGCCUUCGAACGUCCUGAAUGUGGCGAUUGCCUCAUCACUGCUUUAAUUAAAGCUUCCGGUAGACGCGGUCUCUCAGCAUUUCUUCCUGAGGAGGAUCAGGUAUUCUACCCAGAACAGGAAGAAGAGAAGGGCAUGUGGAAGAGGAGUGAACCUACACUUCCAUUAGUUAGUUCAUGGAAGGAUGGAGACUUCAGUUUGAGAGCGAAUGUAAAGGCCGGACAAGAUGUUUGGGAUGGUUUUGAGGCCAGGGAAGAUGGUGGAGUUAGUUUGAGGGCUUGGUGUAUAAAAUUAUUGUCACGAUAUAAUUACGUCUAUGGCUCUACACCAUCUCGCUUUACCCCUGUUCACUCAUUCUACCAACUCUCCUCCGCUUUGGAGUCGGUUGACAAUACCCCUGAGGUAGCCAUGCUCUGUAUUAAUGAUGACCAGGCAGACUCUGGUUCGGAUAAGUCGAGACAGAAAUUUGGAACUUGGAUGGAAGGUCGAUGGGGAGGGGUUAUACAGGGUGUCGACUGGGAGAGGCCUAAUGUGAGCUGGGUUGAUUGAUCGAUCUUGUCAUUCGCCGGAAAUCUUGUCAAUCAUGGGUGGCUGAAGGAAAGAGGAAGAGAAGCAUACCUUGCAUUACUGCAUAGACAACUUAUCGCUUUUUGUAGAAUCAAACGCUAUAUCUGAUGUGUGUACAACAUGAUCUCUUAUGUAGACAUAAAAUGUGACAACACUUCCAC
Messenger RNA from Cryptococcus deneoformans JEC21, 2930 nucleotides. RefSeq names its product expressed protein. Bases 259 to 2751 code for a protein of 830 amino acids. NCBI's taxonomy places the organism in Eukaryota, Fungi, Basidiomycota, Tremellomycetes, Tremellales, Cryptococcaceae. Gene Ontology annotation, cellular component: Golgi apparatus. Gene Ontology annotation, molecular function: UDP-N-acetylglucosamine-lysosomal-enzyme N-acetylglucosaminephosphotransferase activity. Gene Ontology annotation, biological process: N-glycan processing to lysosome; carbohydrate phosphorylation. The transcript is spliced from 5 exons. The record is from RefSeq and is a predicted model, not a curated record.